GGCGUUUCUUCAUCAAUUAAAGCGCAGUUCACGUUUACAUUCGUACUGUACGACGCCGAGUACCUGCUCACUGAGUUACACUUAUGAAGUCUCCCUGCAGCACAGCCAGCAUGGGAACCCAAAGAAAGGACAGCUUCCUCUGGGGGAAAGCACCUUCAGCUUUCAAUUUAAAUGACAAGAGGCAGACUGAUGUCCAUAAGCAUGUGCUUCUAGAUGAUAUUCAGAAACUCAGGCUGGAGAUCGAAAACAUGAUGACAGAAAUUCAAACGAUGGAGGCCGAUGAUGAGAAUAAAAAUGUUAUGAAGAACAAGAGAGUCCAGUGUGGAAAAAAGAAGUUUAACAUGGACCCAGAAAAGGGUAUCCAGUACCUAGUGGACAAUGAACUUUUGGUGUGGAAACCAGAGGCUGUGGCAGAGUUCCUCUAUAAAGAAGAAGGCCUCAAUAAAACAGCUAUUGGCAACUUUUUAGGAGAAAGGGAGGAGAUCCACCUUCAGAUCCUGCAGGCCUUUGUUGACCUUCAUGAGUUCUCAAAUCUUAAUCUGGUUCAGGCUUUGAGGCAGUUCUUGUGGAGUUUCCGUCUACCUGGUGAGGCUCAGAAGAUCGACCGCAUGAUGGAGGCCUUUGCUCUGCGGUACUGCACCUGUAACGCUGGGGUUUUUCAGUCCACAGACACCUGCUACAUCCUUUCCUUUGCUAUCAUCAUGCUCAACACAAGUUUGCACAACCCCAAUGUGAAAGACAAGACCACACUAGAACGUUUCAUUAGCAUGAACAGAGGAAUCAACCAUGGAGAAAAUCUUCCCAAUGAACUACUCGAGAAACUUUAUGAGAGCAUUAAGAACGAACCCUUUAAGAUCCCAGAAGAUGACGGCAAUGAUCUCACUCACACCUUCUUUAAUCCUGACAGAGAGGGCUGGCUUCUAAAAGAAGGUGGCCGAAUAAAAACCUGGAAGCGGAGGUGGUUCAUUUUGACUGAUGGCUGUCUCUACUAUUUCCAAUAUACCACUGACCAAGAACCAAAAGGAAUCAUUCCGCUAGAGAACUUGAGUGUUAGAAAAGUGGAGGAUGCACACAAACAGUUCUGUUUGGAGUUGUUCAGCCCUUAUCGUAAAGGAGAGACGAUAAAGGCAUGUAAAACAGAGACAGAUGGCAGAGUUGUGAUGGGCAAACAUCACUCCUACAGACUCAGUGCUGCUUCUGAUGAGGAGUGUGCUGACUGGAUCCAGGCCAUCAGAGCUUGCAUCACAAAAGACCCUUUCUAUGACCUGGUAUCUGCACGCAAGAAGAAGAUCAUCGGCCACACUGAACAACACGACUGAAGCAGCCAGAAGAACUGAGGGGAUCUGAUCGUUUUAAACAGUUGCACACAGACUGAAAAGGACAUUAAUGGUUACAGAGGACUGAAUUAGCUUGAAAUGAUGAAUGAGGUUCUCAGGGUGCUAAUUCUCUGUCUGUCUCUCUCUCUCUCUCUCAGCACUUAGAGGUCACUGCUGCUGUGUGUGUAGCCACAGGGUUCGCUUACACGGUGGUGGUGUUGUGGUCAGGCUUUCUGUGAAAAAAUAUUUUCCUAUUUAUUUAACGGUUACGAGAAAUGUCUUGGAAAGAUUUUAUUUGUAAAAUAUUGUGAAAUAUCCAUAUCUAAACAUUAAACAGUUUGUAUAGUGUUCCUGGUAACUGUAGGAUUUUUCUGCUCCUGUUUAAGUGAGAGUUUUGCUUUAUUUUCAAUGAAAAACAUUUAAAUUAAGCUACAUUUCAAAGCAUUUAAUAAGGUAUUUGUGUUUUGACGCACAAUUUGGAUUUUUUUUCUUUGUAUCACUCCAUUUGACUAACGCACAUUUAUCGUUUUAUAAUUAUAGCAUUUUUAAAAAAUAAUCAACUAAAUAUGUGUGUUGUCAGUUAGCAUUAAAAUUUAUCAGGUUGAAAUUGUCCAUAUUCUGUACAUAAUAAAUGACUUAUUUAAUGAAUGUA
Molecule: messenger RNA, 1968 nt
Organism: Onychostoma macrolepis
Lineage: Eukaryota; Metazoa; Chordata; Actinopteri; Cypriniformes; Cyprinidae
Gene: cyth4a
Product: cytohesin 4a
Exons: 14
Coding region: 84-1319 (411 amino acids)
Biological process (GO): regulation of ARF protein signal transduction
Molecular function (GO): guanyl-nucleotide exchange factor activity
Source: RefSeq, a predicted model, not a curated record